GGCUUGCAGGUCAUGGAGAAGGUUCUCAAGAUGGCUGAAGGCAUCGAUAUUGGGGAAAUGAGGUCGUAUGAGUUGGUCCCUGGCAGGAAGAACAAGAGAUCCCACUCUCCAUCUGACAGUGAGUAUCCACCCAAAAAGAUGGCCCCCAGGUUCCGGGUGCGACCACGUUUUGAACCCAUACACUUUGUCACCAGUGCUGAGAAGGGUGACAAGAAGGAGGAUUCUCUGGAUAACCAAAUGCAGGAGGUGAACCAGGAGGCAAACACAGACAGCAUAAUGCAGCCAGCUGAAAAUUGCACCAAUUCUCUUGUGAGUGUGCAGGAAGCGGAUCUCCAGCUCUCCAGCUCAGCUGGGCUUGGCUUUGCAAGCCAGGCAGCAGCAGCCAAGAAGGCUGUGAAUAGCAUGGACUCUACCACAAGCAGCGUGAUGCAGGUUUCUGUUUCUCCUUCAACUGCCCAGUCUGCAUCAGAGACUUUCCCUCCAUCAGCUAUAAUGCUGAAGCAGAGUUUUAUUGAGAAACUGUCAGCAGCUGUCUGGAAAAACCUUGCUAACCCAGAUGCAAACACUGGGACUGAAAAAAUUAACUUUACGUAUCUUUUGACACGUUCAAUUCAGGCUUGCAAGACAAAUCCUGAAUAUAUUUAUGUUCCUCUAAAAGAGAUUGCCCCUGCUGACCUCCCCAAGAACAAGAAGCUCCUAACAGAUGGCUUCGCUUGUGAAGUGCGAUGCCAGAACAUCUACCUGGCCACCGGUUACGCCGGCAGCAAGAAUGGAUCCAGGGAUCGGGCUGCAGAGCAGGCAGUCAAGCUGCUGAAGAAGUCUGUGGAAGUGAGAGUUGUUCAGCGGAAGUUCAAGCACACCUAUCACGAAGACUUGGUGGUGUGUGAGGCAGGCCUGAGUCGCCCAGAUUUCCCUCCUGCUCUCAAACCCCAUGAGGAGUUUGUAGUUGCCAACAGGGACUGUGUCCCAGUGCAGCCUGGUUCUGAAGCUGCAAAAGGUCCUAAUAACACCAACAAACACUGGACUAGUUUUGUCCUCACAGAGAACGCCAGCGAUGCAAUAGGAAUACUUAACAAUUCUGCCUCAUAUAACAAAAUGUCUGUUGAGUAUAAAUAUGAAUUAAUGCCCAACCGCUUGUGGCGUUGUCAGGUGUAUCUACAGGAUCACUGCCUAGCCGAGGGGUUUGGCACCAAAAAGACCAGCAAGCACGCAGCAGCUGAGGAGGCCUUGAAAAUUCUGCAGAAGAUGCAGACAAAUCUAGCAGCCAUCAAAGUGACCCAGGUUCAGAAAGUCGGCUGCUCAUCACGGGGCUCCGGAAGGAAGAAGGACCUGAAGGACCUGGUGAUUUAUGAGAACUCCAGCAAUCCCGUGUGUACCCUGAAUGACACCGCCCAGUUCAACAAGAUGACGGUGGAGUACGUCUUCGAAAGGAUGACGGGCACGCGGUGGAAAUGCAAGGUGAUGCUGGAAGAUGAAUUUAUUGCAGAAGCAGUUGGAGUGAAGAAAUCUGUCAAGCAUGAGGCAGCAGAGGAAGCUGUGAAAAUCCUCAAAAAGACUCAGCCAACUGUUGUUAAUAACCUGAAGAAAGGAGCUGUUGAGGACGUCAUCUCCAGAAAUGAGAUUCGGGGUCGAUCGGCAGCAGAGGCUUUCAAACAGAAGAUCAAAGAAGAUAACAUUGGGAAUCAAAUUUUAAGAAAGAUGGGCUGGACAGGUGGUGGCCUAGGGAAAGCUGGUGAAGGAAUCAGAGAGCCCAUUUCAGUGAAGGAGCAAUUCAAAAGGGAGGGACUUGGGCUUGAUGUAGAAAGGGUGAACAAAAUCGCUAAGAGAGAUAUUGAAGAGAUCAUUCGAAACUAUGCACGCUCAGAAAGCCACAUUGACUUGACUUUCUCUAGAGAACUGAACACGGAUGAGCGGAAGCAGAUACAUCAGAUUGCCCAAAAAUAUGGUCUUAAAAGUAAAUCUCAUGGGCAGGGCCACAACAGAUACUUGGUGGUAGAUCUUUUGGACCAGCUGAAGCAAGAAGGCCAGGUUGGGCAUUAUGAGCUCAUUAUGCCUCAGGCAAACUGAGGUGAGGUGU
Chaetura pelagica (chimney swift) is the source of this 2077-nucleotide messenger RNA. RefSeq names its product NFKB repressing factor (gene NKRF). Gene Ontology annotation, molecular function: nucleic acid binding. Lineage: Eukaryota; Metazoa; Chordata; Aves; Apodiformes; Apodidae. Gene Ontology annotation, cellular component: nucleoplasm; nucleolus. The record is from RefSeq and is a predicted model, not a curated record.